GCCACCAGCCGUCCGUGACGCUCCUAAUGUGCUCGUUUCGGGUAGUUUACGAUUUUUGUAUCCAUCAGUCUCUCUAUGCAAAUAAGCAGCCGGAGCCAGUGUGCUGAUGUCUGAGGGAAACUGCAGCGCUGACUUCAGUGUGUUACAUGACUGUAGGUGCUGAAAUCGAACCUGCUGCGUAAGUCUACACCGAGAGACACGCUGUAUUGUGGCAUAUGGAGAAAACCAGAGGAGCUUUGCCAGGGAAAGGUAUCCAGUAUCAGUCGUAGCCACGUCCUAAAGCCCCGUUUGAAGGAUCCAUUGAAGACCACCCUGAUCAAAGGCAGCUUCUGUAGUCUUGUAUGAAUGUGAGAGGAUGCAUAAGACUGUCGAAGGGUCUGAUCAAAGCGUGCACUGACCCGAGACGCCGGUCAACAUCAGGUAUCCAUGAGGACAGAACAGGAAGAAGAUGGAAGCGGUCGAUACCUUACACACUAUGUGUUCUGUGUAGAGAAUAAACCCUUGUGCUUGCGUUCGGCCUCUCAGUCCUGUCCCGCUGUGUUCUGCCAUUCAAGCAUGGGGCAGAUUGUGGAUUUACCUUUGCGAAGGAUGUGGCUCUUGGCUGCUCUGCUGGUCCUGUCCCAGUUCACGAGCAGCCUGGGCAUCCACAUGGGUUCGGUGGGCAGUCACAGCAUGUUCACCUGCGAGUCAAUCGGCCUCCGAAUGUGCCAGGAUCUUCCCUACAACACCACCUUCAUGCCCAACCUCCUCAACCACUACGACCAGCAGACCGCCGCUCUGGCGAUGGAGCCCUUCCACCCCAUGGUGAACCUGCAGUGCUCUCCAGACCUCAGGCCGUUCCUGUGUGCCCUGUAUGCGCCCGUGUGUAUGGAGUACGGACGCGUGUCUCUGCCAUGCCGGAGCCUGUGCACGCAUGCUAAGAGAGACUGCCAGAAGCUCAUGGACAUGUUUGGAGUCACCUGGCCGGAGGAGAUGGAGUGCAGCAGGUACUCAUUCAAGAGUUUUUCUUCUUCUUUUUUUAAUGUUCUAGGUGUGCGCGACUGCUCCCCUCCCUGUCCCAACAUGUACUUCCGCCGCGAGGAGCUCACCUUCUCCCGCUACUUCAUUGGCGUUGUCUCCAUCGUCUGCCUCUCUGCCACGCUCUUCACCUUCCUCACCUUCCUCAUCGACGUCACGCGCUUCCGCUACCCGGAGCGGCCCAUCAUCUUCUACGCCGUCUGCUACAUGAUGGUGUCACUUGUGUUUUUCUUGGGCUUUCUGCUGGAGGAUCGCGUAGCGUGUAACGCAGCCAAUCCCAGCCAGUACAAAAGGUCAACAGUGACUCAAGGCUCGCAUAACAAGGCCUGCACGCUGCUUUUUAUGGUGCUGUACUUCUUUACCAUGGCGGGAAGUGUUUGGUGGGUCAUCCUUACCAUCACCUGGUUCUUAGCUGCUGUUCCCAAAUGGGGCAGCGAAGCCAUCGAGAAGAAGGCUUUGCUGUUCCAUGCCAGCGCUUGGGGGAUACCAGGCAUGCUAACCAUAACCCUGCUGGCUCUGAAUAAGAUCGAGGGCGAUAACAUCAGCGGCGUGUGUUUCGUGGGCCUGUAUGACGUUCACACUCUCCGCUGGUUCGUGCUGGCGCCGCUGUGUCUGGACGUCCUGGUGGGAGUGUCGCUGCUGCUGGCCGGGAUCGUAGCGCUCAACAGGGUCCGAAUGGAGAUUCCUCUGGAGAAGGAGAAUCAGGACAAGCUGGUGAAGUUCAUGAUCCGGAUCGGCGUGUUCUCGGUGCUGUAUCUGGUGCCGCUGCUGGCCGUGGUGGGCUGUUACCUGUACGAACAGACGCACCGCUCCGUUUGGGAGACCACAUGGGUGCAGGAGCGCUGCAGAGACUACCACAUACCCUGCCCUUUCCAGGUGGAGCAGACCAGCAGGCCUGACCUCGUCCUGUUCCUCAUGAAGUACCUGAUGCUGCUGGUGGUGGGGAUCCCGUCGGUGUUCUGGGUGGGCAGUAAGAAGACCUGCUUCGAGUGGGCCGGCUUCUUCCACGGCCGCAGGCGGAAAGACAGCGGCGCAGUGAACGAGAGCCGGCAGGUUCUGCAGGAGCCAGACUUUGCACAGUCUCUGCUGCGAGACCCAAACACUCCCAUCAUCCGUAAAUCCCGCGGGACGUCCACUCAGGGCACGUCCACCCACGCCUCCUCCACACACCUGGCCAUGCUGGACGACGUGCGGAGCAAAGCCAGCAGCGUCCACAGCAAGAUGAGCAGCUAUCAUGGCAGCCUGCAUCGCUCCAGAGACGGCAGGUUGACCCCCUCCAGCCACAGAGGCAUGGAGGAACGCCCGGCGUACGGGAGCAUGCCGCGACUCAACGAGCAGCUCUCCCGUCACAGCAGCCUUCUCUGCCUCGACAGCCAGUCCAGACACGGCAGCGCCCGAGACCUGAGCAACGCACCGGCCGCUAGCAUCACGCACGGAUCCAGUAUGAACUGCAUGGUGGAGGGCGACGGGACAAGUGCGUAACCCAGAGACUAGCCUCCUCAUACUGAAACAAGAGGCGUAGGAGAGUCCCUGUUCUGGAGCCGCUAAUGGACAGACAUGCGUUUUUGGCAGCAGCAGGGGAAUCAGAAACUCAAUGCAUGUGUGUUGACAGAGCUGUCCUCAGGAUUUGUCCCAUUAGUGGCGCACCUGAGUAACAAGAGAUGUUUUCUUUGAUACUGUGACAAUCUGCUGGAUGAAGUUUACUGCAUGUGAUAAAGCAGCGCCAGGAUGGGCCGCAGCUGUCCGAUGGGAGAUUUUUUCCCAUUACAUCCAUCACACAACCCAGUUUAAAGAGUUCAAGGAUCACUGAUGCUUGAAGAUUGAUGACUGUCCCAUUAGAGAUCAGAUUUCAAUCCCUCUAAAGCCGAAGGAUGGUUCAAAGAGAGGGAGGAUCAGCAGUUCUGUGCCUCUGGCAAGCUAUAUUUAGUUUCUGGUGGUAGUUUGGUUGAGAAGGCAUGGAUAAAUGACGUACCAGAAUCCUCACCAACACCUGAUGUGCUUUUGUUCGGCCGCUUGACGGCUGCCUACCUCAUCACAUCGUAUCGCUCUGACCUGCAUUUCCUUCCCACACUCGUGUCGCAUUACAGAGCUAAAAUGGGCUGCAAAUGUUGACUUUCAGAACAUCUUGCACGUCGAUGCUUUUCCGCCCAUGUGUACAGGAGUCUUACGCUUUGUAAAUGGUGCUUCUUAUGUUGCUUCAUGAAUAUUUCAGCAGGCCAUUUCUACAUGCGCUCUACUUUGGCCAGAGCUCGUACACAAAACGCCUAGCAUGGUGAAUUUUCAUGAAUCGUGCUCUGCUUUACGACCCGCUUUAAGAGUGAAGUUGAGUGUUUUUGUUUACAUGUUGGAUGAGAUUGGUACUCAGUGCCUAAACGUGUGACUUUGGACCUGAGCUUUGUAAAAGCUGUUUUUCUGAUCGCUGUUACUGCUUCUGCUGUACCUUUGCCUUCGGUUUCCCCGAGUACACUUGAUUUUCAUGCUCGAUUCUUCUGUCCACUUUUCUAAUGAGGAAUAAUAUAGCACUUUAACCGUGGCUAUCUGUUGAAUGUGUAGACAUUAAAUCCAUUCAUAGUGUCAUGCAAGAUUUCAAAUAAAGCUUUUGUAAAAAAAAAAAAAAGUGUUUUGUAGUUCCCAAUUUUAUUGAAAUAGUCCGAUAAUGAGCUUUCCAUGUGAAAAGUGGUGUCCAAACCAAUACAACAGUAUUCCACCUUAAACACACUUGUGCAAAAAAA
This is a messenger RNA of Sinocyclocheilus anshuiensis, 3749 nucleotides long. It is a transcript of the gene fzd3b, whose product is annotated as frizzled class receptor 3b. Lineage: Eukaryota; Metazoa; Chordata; Actinopteri; Cypriniformes; Cyprinidae. The record is from RefSeq and is a predicted model, not a curated record. Gene Ontology annotation, cellular component: plasma membrane. The transcript has 7 exons. Gene Ontology annotation, molecular function: Wnt-protein binding; Wnt receptor activity. The coding region runs from base 427 to 2499 and encodes 690 amino acids. Gene Ontology annotation, biological process: canonical Wnt signaling pathway; non-canonical Wnt signaling pathway.